Messenger RNA from Didymodactylos carnosus, 729 nucleotides. Lineage: Eukaryota; Metazoa; Rotifera; Eurotatoria; Philodinida; Philodinidae. The record is from the annotation of a GenBank genome assembly.
AUGUCGAAACAUAGAAUCUUAACACUCCACGGAUUUUGUGACAGUGCACAGCGUCGACAUGAUCAAAUGCGAUCAUUAAUCCGAUCAAUGAAAAAUAUUGAAUUUGUAUUUAUCAAUUCUCCAUUUUUGUUUCACAAUUAUGAAUUUUUAAAGACAAGUAAUGAAACAACAUGUGCAGAAAUACAAGAGAAGAACGAAGCUACCAUAGAUAUCAAUGAACCAAGAUAUCAGUGGAUCUCUUAUAAACCAGACUAUCCAAUAUCAAGAUAUAAUUAUGAUACAAUCGAACAGAGUAUCGCAUAUGUCGUUAAAUAUAUUAAUGAAAAUGGUCCAUUCGAUGGUCUACUAGGAUUUUCACAAGGUGGAAUUGUUUGUGCAACAAUGGUUAUUCAGAAAGCUUUCAAUCAGUCAGAAAAUAAUUCGCAAUUACGGUUGUCAUGUCCUAUUCUGCCAGAUUCAAUCAAAUAUGUCAUACUUGUAGGUUGCCCAUUUAUUGGAGAUAAAACAAUUCAGCCUCUACUGGAAACAAAUCGAUCUCGUAUAAGUUUACCGACACUUCAUGUAUCAGGCUCUGCAGAUUCUCUUGUUUCAACUGAAAUGAGUAAAUCCUUAUCAAAAUAUUUCAAUCCAUCUCAGUUUCACACUCAUAAAGGAGGGCAUUAUUGUCCAAGCGAUUCAGAAUUUCGAAAAAAACUCCAAGAUUUUAUUGAAUCGGCAACACAUCCUUAA